GAAGACUUCUGAACCCUUGGAUGACUGACCAACACGAUUUCCACCACUCCCAGCAGAAUUUUCAUACCUUCGGAAAAGGUGCUGUCCCCGCGGCCUUUAUUCUCGGGCGGUUUUGUGCGUCGGUUCUGCCUUCCCCAGGGGAUCCAGGAACGACGCAGGUACUGUAUCCUCCAAGGCAGCAAUCACUGACUAUGGCCUCUUGGGUUUUGAGGAUGCUUCCUAGGAAUGGCCGUUCCUUGGCGACAUCAUCAGAGAACCAGCGAGUUGGGGAUUAUCUUCGUCACCAUGAGGCCUAUGGGUACUUCUUGCCCAUCCAGACGAGGUGGCAGGACAACGACCAGUACGGCCACGUGAACAAUGUCGUGUACUACAGCUACUUCGACACCAUUGUCAACCACUACCUGAUCAGGUACUGCGGCCUGAAAACCGGCUUGCUGACGUCCCCCAUGGUGGGCUUCAUGGUGACCAAUCGCUGCACCUUCCACGCCCCCGUGGGCUUCCCUCAGGUCCCCGUGGCAGCCCUGGCCGUGGAGAAAGUGGGCCGCUCCAGUGUGCACUAUCGCCUUGCCCUGUUUCCCCCCAAGCCCACCCAGGAGCCACCCCCGGGAGAUCACCACGACCUCGCGGACGGCUUUUUCUUUGGCCACCCCAAGCUGGCGCAGUUUGACGCUUUGGCCUGCACCACCGGGUCCUCUGUCCACGUUUUCGUGAAUCCAGCCACCAGCAAGCCCACGGCCCUUCCAGAAGACUUCAGGAGGGGCCUCCUGAGGCUGAUGAGGCCGGCGCCCGUGUGAACUGUCUGUACGUGGAAUUGUGCCUGUCAGAGAAUAAAGUUUAGGUUACUCUCUAAA
Miniopterus natalensis is the source of this 851-nucleotide messenger RNA. NCBI's taxonomy places the organism in Eukaryota, Metazoa, Chordata, Mammalia, Chiroptera, Miniopteridae. The record is from RefSeq and is a predicted model, not a curated record.